Molecule: messenger RNA, 16783 nt
Organism: Spirodela intermedia
Lineage: Eukaryota; Viridiplantae; Streptophyta; Magnoliopsida; Alismatales; Araceae
Source: the annotation of a GenBank genome assembly
AUGUCAGUGUCGUCCUACGCCCCCGGCGAAUCCGUAUCGUAUGGGGGCGCCCCCCCCCCCUCUCUCUCUCUCUCUCUCUCUCUCUCUCUCUAUUUAGUCCUCCCUGCCUCCCUGUCUCCCUCUCCUCCCUCUCUCUCCCCACCGCUCUCCCCGGUGCCCUAAUUCCCAGGGGCCCCUCUCCCCCUUCGUCGGAGCGCCGGCCGUGCUGCUGGGUAAUUGGCAGCCUUGUGCUCAGAGGCCGCCUGAGCCAGUUGAAUCAGGUGAGUUGGCCUCUGCUGCUUCUGUUGCUGGUUUCAUUCUCACUGGUUUUGUGUGAUUGUUGCAUCUCUUCUGGGUUUUGCCUGCUCCGGCUCUUGCUUCCCCGGUCCCAGAUGUUCUAUGUACUGAUAUGCUGUUUUCUGGCGUUGUUGCGACGGGGUUGGUUUUCGUUUGGUCUUGUAAGUCUGGGAUUACUCCUGGGGGUUUGUCGACGUUGCUAGGGUUUGGCGCUUUUUGCGUUUAGAUGGCUCUUUCUUUGGCAGUUCAGCCGUUGAUUAUGCAUAUGGGGGUCUUUUGCUGCUUGCCAAACGUUUUCUAGUCUCUGCGGGUUCCAGAUUCGGAGGUAGAAUUUUUCCGAGAAGAACUCAUGGAAGGCAUUGUACAGGGAAAUGAUAUAUUUUUUUGAAUUGGGUGAAGUGUGAUGUUGCUGGACAUAUGAAUUGAUUGUUGAGAGUCGAGGAAACUCUAAACUGAUCGGCAGAAGUUAAUGCACACAUUCCAGUUUAGUUCCCUAGCGACUAUCUUAGCCCUACCAUUGUUGAACCUUGGUUGGUGCUUGAUGGAAAAUUAAUGCUGCUCUUCCCUUUCUGCAGUACAGUUCCGUGUAAGGAUCUGACAGUCGUGGGUACCCCUUGUUUCUUGUAUUCUGCUAGCUGCAGCAGAGAUGCACCUCUCCAUGUACCCUAUUUGCGCAGUCUCUUAUGGGGGCUUUCUGAAUAUGUGCCAUAUUGAUUGGUGUAUUAUGUAAAGUAGAGAAAGAGUGCUACUAUUGGAAUAGUGAACAGGACAAUGCACACUUGUUUGAAGUCACUGUUUAUUUCAUUUGGCAUUUGGUUUUCCAGAACAGAUGCUCCAUUUGUAUAAGUGUAUAAUAUCCUGUUGAAGCUUCGGCUUGAAAUUUUAUUGCUUCUAAAGCCCGUUGACUGUGAAUGAGUGAUGAAUUCUUUUAUUCUGGUCACAUCUCAUGGUAAUCUGUUAUGUGUUAUAUUUCUUCUAGGUAGUGAUAUGAGGCACACUACCAUGAGACGAGCCUGGAAUUUCUUUUUGCUUUAUUGAAUAAUUUUAAUAAAGGGGUAAAUUAGAUCGAAAAAAUUUAUGCUUUCUUUUCGUUUUCUUCUCAAGGGUUUUGCGUUUCACUAUUGGAACUAUUUGACUGGCAUGUUCGAUAGAUUCUUAUUGUAUAUACGAAGGUAAUUUUCUUGAAGUUGCUAAAUCCGGCAUUACAGAUCAAAAAGGUAUUCUAUGUAGUUGAAACAGAAAAUAAUGAUAAUAAACGUGUGACAAGAUCCCUUAGGAAAUUUCUCCACCAAUCAGAGAACAUAUUAGAGUAGUAUGAGGAGGAGCUUAACAUAACUUUUUCUCCUUCAUACCUUCUCCAAAAACCCAUCUUCAUAUUUUUAGUGGCCCUUCUUGGUUACACUGAGAGAUGAAGGGAGAGGGGGGGGGGGAUUGGGAGUUUUCUUCGACCAGUUUUGAGCUACCAUUCAAAUGAAACUUCCUUUUCUUUAAAUUUUAUUGUGAAAUAUGUGCACAAGACGUAAAGAUAUAUAUAUUCAGAUGGUGGAUUUUCGGAAUGCCCUGGGGUCGAACAAGGUUGAAUUUAAAUAAUUUAAGAUUAACAAUGUGAGAGGUCAAAUUAUGUUAUUUACGACGUCCUGAUGAGCUCAAGCUUUCUAUACUACUACUUUAGAACAGUCUUCAACGACAGGGACUGGGGAAAGAAACAUUAGAGCUUGGGAACAUGCUCAAUCACAGAGAACUCUGUAAAUAAAAAAUAAGAUUUUAUUUCUGAUAAAAGAAAAGUCAGCUGAAACUGGGGGCGUGCAGACCUUAUAUCCCCACGAAUGAUCAGGACAACGUGGAAUAUGAUGACAUGAAUGGGCAGUUUUGUGCAUGGCGGAAAUGGUAAUUAUAAUGCGAUGUAAAAUGCUCUCCUUUUAGACCACUAAACGCCAUAGAGAUAUAACCAGCUGUAUCAUAUAUUUCUUAUUCGUCUUAAACUGACUAAUCUGAUUUGUUUGAGCAUCACAAACCCCUAUGUCAAUUGUUUUCAUAUGGCCUUACUAGAUUUCAUAAUGAGAUGCAUCUAGUGAGGUAUAUAUCUCUUUUUAUCUGUUGUUUGAUAAGAUUUACCGUUGAUAUCAUGGAACUGUAUGAUACCUCCAUGUUUUAUUCUUGAAGCAUUAAUGCCUUAUUGUUUUAACUUCUUACAGCUCAGAGAUCAACAUUUUUCCGUAUCACCAUCAUAAAAUAGAUCAGCAUGUGGUGGCCUAAACGUUGAUGAUCUCUUCCUCUCUCUGUUUUAUUAUUAAUUCAUGCCUGCAAUUGUAUAUAUUGGGAUAAAAGGAGAGCAUCUUUUUGUGAUAUGAUUUUUACCCAGAUUGUAUCGUUCUUCAGUUCAUGAAGAUGCAUUUGCCUUUUGCUUUCGCAUAGUUUUUUUUUACUAUCAAAAGGCUUUUGCCAACCUUGUAAAUGUAUUCUACAGUUCCACGAACCAUUAGUUAUGAAUGAAAAGAAGAAGGUGAAAAAUGAAGGAAAGAACCUCACCUCAUAAUAAAAUGAUAGAUGGGAAUUGGGUAUUGAAGCGCAAAAGAAAGCGACCUUUAUGUCGCUCUGAUUUAUCCAAUGUAAAGGAAGGCAUUUCUGCCGAGUCAUCUGGGAAGGACCCAUCUAUAAAGCCAAGUGCCAGCAUUUCAAGGUCUGGACAGAAGAUAAAAGGAAAUGAUGGGGUAAGUUUGCUCUAUUUGUUGUGCUGUUUCUUUCAUCUGAUAAUGGAAUAUAAUUUGCAUUUAAUAUAUUCCUUAUCUCUCGAGCUCAUCAUGUAUCAGCAUUGUGGGUAAUUAUUUAUACACUACAUGAAGAAAAAUAGAGUGUACCAUAGAUAUCGUACGGUAUAGUUUAUGCAUUCAGUUUGGGAGAGAGAUCCUUGGAAAACAUUUGUUAUAUUAUCUGGUACCAAUGCUAGUUGUCGUAUACUUUACUUUUUUCGUUCUUUUGAUUCCUGCUUUUUGAAAUGGGAUUUUUAAACCAAUGAUAACAGUUAUUGCACCAGAUUUGACUUUUUUGAUUUAAGAAAUGAAUUCACCGCUCUUUGGGUAUACUGCAUUCAUCAAGCAAAAGAGAACGUGAAGAAAGGCUGCCCCAAAGAAAUUUGCUGCAUUCUGGAAUCUGCUACAUUCUGGAAUCUGUAGAUGAGUUGGCUAAGUAAAAUUUGGUGGAAUCUACGCUCCAGUAAUUUCUAGCACAACUGUCAAUAUGGAUUGAUGUUUUAUGUUACCAACAACAAUGGCAAAUAGAUUGUGUAUACAACAGCCGAGUACGAAGACUCAGAAAAUUGACGGAAACAAAUAAGAAGCCUUGGGAAAUUGGAAAUAAAGAGAAAGUCCCCUCUUGAUUCAAUACAUAGGAAGUGCAUACCGUUGGGCUGGAAAAUUCUGAAGUCGCUUAUAUUUGAUGUAUGCAGUCCUGAAGAUCUGGUUUCUUCUGUUAGAAUGACAUUUUUGGGAGGAGAUGCCUUUCAGUUUCAAUUUUCUGAUAUUCAUGACAAUGCGUGGUGCUCAUUGAUACUGUUGUGAGACCUUUCUAGUACACAGAAUAUGUUUAGUAAAUUGGAACAACUAGACUGUUUAGGAUCUUUACGUAAUGUUCAGUCUCUGUGAAUGUGUGCUAUUGGCCUCAUAUCUUGACCAACUAGUGUGCCAUUAUCUUAUGAUUGGAUUUCAUCUAUUUUAUUUAGUAUCAUAAUGAAGGGAAAUAAUGUUAAGUUAUCUGACUAUUUUUGUCCUCAAUGUCCUCAUUUGGUUGGCUGGGAUGUUCUGAAUUCUCGCAUGUCAUCAAUAGAUGUGCAUAGUCAAAAUACAUAGACUUAUGGCAUAAAUUCGUUAUCUUGUUUCAGAUUUUUAUUGGUAAUCACUGCAGAAUCUGCAGUUGACAGCUUCAGGACUUAGGCUUUUAAAUGCAUGUUUAUUUGGUCAGGAUUGUCUGUCUUUACAGAUGAUGAAGGAAUUCAAAUGGUUGUUGAAUUGUUCUUGUUUUAUUUUCAAUGCCUUGCAGUACUACUAUGAGUGUGAAGAAUGCAAUCUUGGCGGCAACUUGCUUUGUUGCGAUAGCUGUCCACGCACAUUUCACCUUGAAUGUCUUAAGCCACCCCUCAAGGUUUUUCUUCCUUGUUCUUAUUUAUUGGUGUCAUGUUACCUUCUGUUCUGAUUUCUGUUUAUUUCGAGUAAUGAGGCUGAAAUUUGAUUAAAAUAUUUUGCAUCUUGUAAGCGUGCUCCACCUGGGAAGUGGCAUUGUCCAAGUUGUUAUGAACAGAAGAAUUCAGGGAAUCUAGCUAGUCAUACUGAUUCUGUUUCAAAGAGAGCAAGAACUAAAGUCGCUGUUGGGAAAUCAAUGUCCGACCUUGGAUUAUCUGGUUCCGAGAAAGCAUCAUCAGUCGGAGGAAGCUCCAGUCCUGGGAAAUUUAGGGGCACUAUCAAAGGGAAAUCCAUCCUUUCUCAUACAACUUCAUCAGCAGAGAAAAAAUCUCAUUACUCUCAUGGAGAUACUUUACGUAGUACGAAGUUAGGUCGCACAUCUGUAAGUGGAAACAGAGAUGGAACGCCAAUGGUCCUUGAGAAGAAAUCCAGGCGGACCUCUGACUCGAAGACUAGUUCUCCCUACAGGGAAAUCGAGUCUCCAUCUGAAAAUUUGGAUGCGGAUGGAAGUGACAAAUCUAUUGAUACAAAGUCUGACAUCUGUAAAAAUGGUUCUGUCGGAAAUAAACUUAUUGCUUCAUUCGGUCAAUCCAUUCAGAAGGCCAGGAAAAAGAGGAAAAAGAUAAUAAAAGAAGACGAGAAAAACAAACCAAUAUUUGUGAAGGACAAAGAUCCUGUAUUGCCUGUACGAAAGCCCUUUGUGAAAGAAUCAUCUUCGAAUGCUGAGAUGCCUAGACCUCGUCAAAAGCGAAGUUCAGCAAUUCAUCGCGUUUCUUUUUUCGUGGAGAAUUCUGAGGUGCAGAAAGAACAGGUAUUAGGCACCUCUUCAUUUUGUUUUAAAAAUCCGUCAUGUCCUGUCUCUGUGCAUACCUUAUGGCAUAAACUAAGAAUAAGCUAAGAAUAAUGGCGCUAUUUCUGGAUUCUAUUGUUGUCACAGGUUUUUCAUUGGCAUUGAUAUGUUUCUUAUCAAUUAGUAAAUUGACCAGUCAAAGAUUUUACUUCCAAAGAACAUGGCUAAAACGGUUGAGUGGAGAAAACCUAGCGGGGUUGAGUUUUUCCGAUAAGUUUUUUGAUGUAGAAUAUUGCAUACUUUCUGUCAAGAUAGGUAGUAGAAACCUUUUUUUAAUUUUUUAUUUUGAAUUAGGAUAGUCCUGGACUAAGCAUCGGAUUCAGGGAUAAGUUGUAGCCACCUCUAAAACCCAGUGGUGUCUCAUAAGUCCACAUUCAACCGUAUAUACAUAGGCGGUCAAUAAUCGAUCAUAACAAUAGUUUUGAUGGUGAUGAAGAGAACUUUUGAUCCUCAAGAAACUUAUUCAUUAACAAUUUUACCAUUCCCCUGUAACAUGAUCUCCUCUUUUCUUCUUUUUUAUUUUUUCUUUUUAAAUUACCCUUUGUGUCCAGAAUCUUCAGCUUCAUUCUAUGAUUUUAAGAUGAGCUUUUUUUUUUAAUUUGAUGAUUGGCAUGAAGAUUGUGCUCACCAAGUCAUGUCAUUAUGAAUUGACUUGUCGUUCAAUUAUUUUUAAGAUAAAUUGUACCCGGUUCAAUUUGUUAGGAAAAUGAUUCUUAUCCAUUUAUGAUUUUUACUUUUCAAGUGAUGAAUAUUGCAUCCAAAAAUAGCGAUUUAAUGUAGCUUUGCUAUGUUAACAAAAUUUCACCUCUUUCUAUGUCUUUUAUGAUAUGUAGACGGCCUUUUUCGGUAACUUCGGCUACCGUACAUAAAAUGCUUUCUGGAAUACCUUUUUUAUGGCACUUGUGAUCACAAACUUUCUUAAUUGUAAAUUACUCUCUGCUUGAGCUAGGUAAUUCCUGAAAGAGCAUCCAACGCAACAAGUUUGAUGACUGACCAGAAAGAUGCUGCUGAAAAAUCACUCGCAUAUGACCCUGCCUUUCAAGAUGCUCAGCAGGUAAAUGAACUAGCGAUGGUGAAGUUGCCCAUUAUCACUAUCACAAAAGAUCAUGUCAAAUUAAAGCUCUAACUCGUUUUAUGAAGCUUUACAACAAAUUAAUAUCUCUGUGCAAGCCUGCAUGGCUCGCUUAUACCAUUGCAGCGUACAUGUGUAAUCUAUAACCAUAGCAGUUCAGUGUAGCCGUCUGAUGCAACUACUUGCAACAUAUUUGACAUUAGUAUCAGAGUAGCCAUUAGCCUUUCUGUCUUAUGAAUCUUCCAUGCAUUUAAUUGUUCUCCUUCUUUUGCCUAAAAGGUUGACCGCAUACUGGGAUGUCGGGUUCGAGGAAAUGAUGCGAGUUCGAGUUUUAUUGAGCUGAGUAAAUCUUCUUCAAAACCUAAGCGUGUAGAAUCACCAAUAAAUUCAGGGAAUGAUAGAGGUGGCUUAGUCUCAGAUGAGAAAGAUGGCAAGGGUAUGGUGGAUGAAGAAUGCUGCAGUACUGCAAGCCAGUUAAGUGUGGUGAAAGAUAUCAAUAAUGAUCUUUCAACGCUAGAACAUAUUGAUAGACAAAGUCUAGCUGAAAAAAGUGAUGAACCUAAGAAGGUGUCAACCGGUUCUAUUGAUAAUAACUCAGAAAAAGACGACGAUUCUCCAGAGGAAUCUGGUGUUGACGGAAAUGAUGUGGUAGAACAUGCAGAAAAGAUUUUAGAAGGUAAGGAUGGAAAUGCUGAGGUUAAUACUCUCGACAUGCAGAAUAAUUUACCGCCACAAGAGCAGAGGCCAUUUACUAUGACCUCUGAGUCUAAGGACUUAGAUGACGUAACUUUGGAGUCCCAGUCGAAUGCCAUGGCAGAAAAUGGUAAAUCAAAGGUUAAGCUGGCUGACUCUUUUGCGGUUGUCAAGGAUGAUCUUACUUAUGAAUUUUUUGUCAAAUGGGUUGGCCAGUCAAACAUUCACAACAGUUGGAUUCCCGAGUGCCAAUUAAAAGUUCUUGCAAAAAGAAAACUGGAGAAUUACAAGGCAAAGUAUGGAACGGCUGUCAUAAAUAUUUGUCAGGAACAGUGGACUCAGCCUCAGCGUGUCAUUGGGGUCCGAGAAUCUAAGGAUGGUGUAAAAGAGGCAUUUAUUAAAUGGCGGGGACUUCCUUAUGAUGAAUGCACGUGGGAAAGAUUAGAUGAGCCUGUUAUUAAAAAGUUUGUUCAACUAAUUACAGAAUUUGAUCAGUUCGAAUCUCGUACUCUGCACAAUGUGAAGUUCAAUUCUGUAAGGAUAAAUGGUGAUGGUCUAGAUGUGAUUUCUCUCGUAGAGCAGCCCAAAGAACUUCAAGGAGGUUCAUUAUUUCCACAUCAGUUAGAAGCACUAAAUUGGCUGCGCAAGUGUUGGCACAGAUCUAAGAAUGUAAUCCUUGCAGAUGAGAUGGGAUUGGGAAAGACUGUAUCUGCUUGUGCAUUCAUUUCGUCUUUGUACUGUGAGUUUAAAGCUAAACUGCCAUGCUUGGUCUUGGUUCCACUCUCAACGAUGCCCAAUUGGCUUGCCGAAUUUUCAUUAUGGGCUCCUCAUCUUAAUGUUGUGGAGUAUCAUGGCUGUGCAAAAGCCAGGUCAAUAAUCCGUCAGUAUGAAUGGCAUGCUAGUGAUUCUGACGGUCACAGAAUAACUAGCGCAUACAAAUUUAAUGUCUUGCUGACCACCUACGAGAUGGUGCUUGCUGAUGCGUCUCAUCUUCGCAGUGUAUCUUGGGAGGUUCUUGUGGUUGACGAGGGGCACCGUCUGAAGAAUUCUGGGAGUAAACUUUUCAGUUUGCUCAAUACGUUUUCUUUCCAACACCGAGUAUUGUUGACUGGGACACCUCUACAGAACAAUAUUGGCGAGAUGUAUAAUUUGCUGAACUUUUUGCAGCCAGCAUCUUUUCCUUCGCUCUCGGUGUUUGAGGAUAAGUUUAAUGAUCUUACAACUGCAGAAAAAGUUGAGGAACUGAAAAAACUUGUUGCUCCACAUAUGCUUCGUCGGCUAAAGAAAGAUGCAAUGCAGAAUAUCCCUCCCAAGACUGAGCGCAUGGCUCCUGUUGAGUUGACGUCUAUCCAGGCAGAAUAUUACCGAGCAAUGCUUACAAAGAAUUAUCAAAUCCUGCGUAAUGUAGGAAAGGGGGUUGCCCAGCAGUCGAUGUUAAACAUUGUUAUGCAGCUUCGGAAAGUCUGCAAUCAUCCUUAUCUCAUUCCAGGGACUGAACCUGAUUCUGGGUCAGUGGAGUUUCUCCAGGAAAUGCGGAUAAAGGCAUCAGGAAAGUUGACCUUGCUACAUUCUAUGCUCAAAAUAUUGCACAAAGAGGGUCAUCGCGUCCUUUUAUUUUCUCAAAUGACAAAACUUCUUGAUAUACUUGAAGAUUAUCUUACCAUAGAAUAUGGACCUAAAACAUUUGAAAGAGUGGAUGGGUCAGUAUCAGUGGCAGAUCGUCAAGCAGCGAUAGCUCGAUUCAAUCAGGAUAAGUCUCGUUUUGUGUUCUUGUUAUCUACGCGCUCUUGUGGUCUGGGAAUUAAUUUGGCUACUGCUGAUACUGUUAUAAUCUAUGAUUCUGAUUUCAAUCCGCAUGCCGAUAUUCAAGCAAUGAACCGAGCACACCGUAUUGGACAAUCAAAUCGGCUUCUAGUUUACAGGUUGGUUGUUCGAGCUAGUGUUGAGGAGCGCAUUUUGCAACUGGCUAAGAAGAAGUUAAUGCUCGAUCAACUUUUUGUCAACAAAUCAGAAACUCAGAAGGAAGUUGAAGACAUUCUUCGGUGGGGAACUGAAGAGCUUUUCAGUGAUUCGGAUGGGUUAGCAAAGGAUCAAAAUGAGCCAUGCAACUACAAAGUGGAAGCUGUUACAGAUGGUGAGCCAAAGAAUAGAAGAAGAUCUGGUGGUCUGGGGGAUGUGUACCAAGAUCGGUGUACAGAUGUCGGCAACAAGAUUGUAUGGGAUGAUAAUGCAAUAUUGAAAUUGCUGGAUCGUUCUAAUCUUCAGGCUGCUGCUUCAGAAAGCACAGAUGCGGAUUUGGAAAAUGAUAUGCUCGGCUCUGUCAAGGUAUUCCUUUUUCCAGAUCCUUAUGUUAUGCCUAAAAGUUACAUUCUUGCGACUCCCAACCUCUGUUAUUGCACAUAUUAUGGUGUAAAUUCUAAGUCACGAAUUUUCUAUCAGCGCCAACAGAAAUUUUCUGUCAGUCCAUACGUACUGCUUGAUGAAAGUAGAACAAUGUCACUAGAAUUCCAUUCAUUAGAAUAUGUUACAAUUAUUGAUUAUCAUAGGCACGCAUUAUAUUUUUCACAUAGGCUCUGUCCUGUAUGUAAUCAUAAUCAUGCAUUAUAGCUCCCUCUCUUCUGUCUUCCACCACGUGAAAAACAUAUCACAUGUUGAGCACUAAAGACUCUUGGAUGACGCUUCCAAAUCCUAUGAAUUUAUCUGUUUACAAUAUUUCCGGCCACAUCUGCAGCGUUUCGUAUGCGUGUGGAUACGCUUCUCUUGUUGUUUUCCGGUGUAACUUAAGGAUCAGGUGGCAUCUACUAGCUAUGGCUCGUAGAUGGAGGUAUUGAUGGAGGUUGGUGCACGAUUUCAUCAUCAGGGAAAAAAAUUUGACUAAAAGGGACUGGGCGCAAAGUUUCCAUUCGAUAAGAUUGAAGUUUUGUUGAAUGUGAGCGAAUAAUUCUUGGAAUGAAAGGUAAGACGCGGUACAUGCCUCAAAAUAUUUUAAAAUUUUUAAAUGGGAUGGAUUACUUGUUCAGAUGCUGAGGGAAAAACAGAUAUAUACUGACAGCGGUAUUAGAAAAACUCCUGCAAUUGAAAGAAAACUGCUACGUUCAUCUCUUUAACCCUUACAUCCCCACAAGACGCCCAAAACUUUGAAUAAAGCUGUGCUUCGGGGAAAACAUCAAUUAUAGGAUGACCAAAUUAGAUGGUCUUUAUUAGUCAAUUUAGAUAUCCCCUCGUUCUACUUUAUGUGCUUAGAAUCACGUCUGAUAUUAGUAACGUAAAAGAAAAUAGCACAUUUUUCAAUAGAAGAUGCCAGAUAUACCAUUAAUAUGGGAUCCAAUGGGAAGGAGAAUUGUUUACUGGGUAAGUUUGAUAUUUGUGUAAACGAGGGUCUCCAUUGUCAUAAUUUUGAAUCAUCUUUCUGCACAGCUAUAUUUUCAUCGGGAAUCGAUUCUCUAUCCGGACACAUCCAGAGGUGGAGUUGUGAAAGUGAUGGCUAUCAGUGUUUUGUAGCUGAUUGGAUAACACUAAAUGACCACAUUCUUGCUUGACAAGCAGAAAUGUUAUGGCUAAUCUGAACAGUUUUGCUCUGUGUGAGAAAGGUAGCUGGAUCAUCUUACUGCCUUUUCAUGCCUAGACUGCUGAAAUACCAGUGACGAAUCCAUUAAGAAUUUCUGUUGUUAUCCUUAAAAUAAAGACAGGGUUUUCUAUUAGGAGUUGUUUUCUACUAUUAUGGGGUGUUUUUCUUGGCUUGGGGUGCACGAAUUCAUGUACUUCCUGUGACACAUGUCUUGCUAAUUAUUGCCUGUGAUAGGGUUGCUGCUAUCAUGUUAGACUACCUUUUCAAGUUUUGUUGUUGUGGAGGAAAUUGGAAACGACCUCCUAGUUUAGUAAAAAUGAAGACUGCUUGAAUAUCUAAGGUAUUCAAAGGGAUGUGAAAUGCUAGAACCAGAAAUUGAAUAUAAUAUAUCACAACGAAAGUUUACGCAGAAGUUACGAAUAAACGAUGUACAGUUCAUGAUAGCUGAAGUAUGCAAGUACUGGUCUGACUUAUUCCUGACGAACAGAAUUUCUGAAAUUAUAGGCAUCUUUUUACAUGCUAUAGGACAAACCUUCUGGAUGAAUAGAACAACAUUCACAUCUUGAAGCUUCCUGAUAUAUCUUCUCAGAGGGGUUUUUAAAUUCUUGUCCUUCUACCCAUACAUCAAAGGCGUGUUCCACUCUUUAGCUCUACAGUUCUUAUUUCUCCAUUUAUCUGCCCUGAAAGGUUGUCUAUCUGAAAAAUUCUUCAAUGCCCUUGCGAUUUCUCGUACUGUGAAUUAUUUUUUUCCUCAGAAUUAGAAUGAGAACUUAUGAGGUCACAUUUUCUCAUCUAGUUCUUUCUGGGCCUUGCUAUGUGACAUUUUUUUACCUACCUUUGUUCUUUCAAGUUUUACAAAAUCUGAUUAUUUUAGUAAUGAAAGUUAGCAGGUGUACUUCAGUUUUUAUAGUUCAUACCUAAGUCGUAUUUCAGUCUUAAGUUUUCAAAAUUUGUAGUAAAUUUCUUUCCUUUAUCUUUUUAUUUGGCUUUAUUAAUAGGUGUUGUUAUUAUUGGGGUAAGUUCCUUUCUAGCGGUCUACAAUGUCUGUUGUUGAACGGUUUUAACUGGAUGCGGAGAAAAUGGAGCUCAAAAUUUAGUUGUCUUUUUUGUCAAACAACUUUGGCAGUCUUCAACUCAACUUGAAUAUCACAUAUGCUCCGUUGUUCUUUUAGUCUUUUCCUGUUUUAUUUGUUUCACGUUAUAUUACCCUUGACCACUAUCUUAUCUAUCAGUCGUUAGAAUGGAAUGAUGAUCUGACUGAAGAGCAAGGGGGGCCUGAAACAGUCGCACAUGUAGCGGGUAAUGACAGUGUGCAGAUUUUUGAUGCAAAGGAAGAUAAUACAGUUUCCAAUACAGAAGAAAAUGAAUGGGACCGGCUUUUGCGCGUUAGGUAAUUCUUAGUUUUCUCCGGCAUCAAUUCUUGCAAUCAGUUUUUUUUUGCAUCAGUUCUGGAUAAGUGCCCAUAUCAAUUCUAUAGUAUUUUUUGCAUAAUUAUCGUUUUUUUAUAUAUUUUAUUUGGUGAUAUGCUUCACUUCGUCCACUCCUACCUCAGACAUGCAAAUGCAGAAGCACAAUAGCAUAUCACUUGUAUGAUUUAAUAUGGGCAUUUAUUCAUGUUCUUUCAUUUUUCUUAAUUUAGUAUUUUUAAUUUUAUCCGGUAAUAUUAUAAAUCAUAUGUUGGACACUCGCAUGCAUGUAAUUUCUUCUAUUUGUUCCAACAUGUACUGAAAGGAGUUUUCCAUUCAUCUGAAAAGGACCACUAUCCGCCUCAUAGAUCAUUAAUUUUCUUUUUUUCAAGUUGUAGUUUUUUUGUCGAAUUUUAUUUUUGAAAAUUUUCUUUGUGUGAGUUUGGGAUUCAAUGUAGUGGUAGCUUCGUUAUUAAGAAAAAAAAAAACAAGCUAUUGGAAAUAUUUGUCAGUGUGACCAUUAGAAGUAGAUAUUGGCAAACCAAAUAUGAAUGUCUCUUAGCUUUGUCACUUUUACUGAAAUGAUGUAGAAAUAUGCAUAAAUUAAGUGGUACGGACUUCAUUUUGCCUGAAAAAUAUUGUACUAUGAAAAGUGGGUUCCUCACAUUUCGGAUGUAAGCCAUGCCUGUUUCUUUCGUAGUAUUAUUUUAAUUAAGACAAACUAUUAUGUUGAAAGAUCACAUCAUUAGCAGUUCUACAAUCUAUUUGUAUUUUUUUUUCUAUUUUUUUCUUUCCACUAAUGUUUUUCCUUUCCAAUCUAUUGAUAUCCAUGACGCAGGUGGGAGAGGUACCAAAAUGAGGAGGAAGCAUCCCUUGGUCGCGGCAAGCGCUUGAGAAAAGCUGUAUCCUAUAAGGAAUCUUUUGCUCAAAUUACAAGUGAAGCAUUGAGUGAGGUAAAUUUUCAGUUCUCAUUUAAGUUUGGUUCUGUAAUAUUCCUUUUUUGUGCUUCUACUCCUUAUGGAUGUACAGGUUUUGAUUUUCCUACGUUUUCUCUACGGUCUGUUAACCUGAUCUUUCCCUGGAAAUGGACUCAGAUCAAUUUCUCUACGGAACUAAUGCAUGGAAAUAACCGAUAAUGGAGGGGGGUUAUCAGGAUGAUACUAUAAGGAACAUAAAUUAAACAAUGAGCAUAAGUUUGGAAUGGUUUCCUGCAACCUGUGAGUCAUUUUGUUGUCAGAAAAGGGAUUCAAAAUGUGUUCAACUCAGGUUGGAGAUGUAACUGGCGCAUUGUUUUAGCACAACUCCAGCCAGGCUGGCAGGAAGUAUCUCAAGGGCUUAUUGUCUGGAACUCUAUAUUUUUGCUUGAAACGAAUGGUCCUUUCUUACACUAUGUUUACACCCCUUUCUCCCAUGCGGAGUCACAGGCAGCGCCCCAGAAAAAAGCACGGACGAGCCACAUGCAGGGAAACAUGUUAUAAGACGAUGUGCUCUGAAUAACACUGCUCCGUAGAAACUUAUAAGACGAGGAGCUUAACACUUUAACACCCCAAUGCCUUAUAGAACAGGGAGAAGGAAUGUUUUAGUAAAUUUUGUUCAGUGAAUCAUACGGCUAAAUACAUGUUAUAAGACUAUUUGGGAAACAUGCGAAUGCAGUCGUUCACCAUUGUAAUCUGUUAAAUGUAGAUACGUUAUAUGUGAACGUGUAUUGGAUUGUAGCCUUCAUGUGAUUGAGCAUAGUUCUUAAAAAUACUUGGCAGUUCUGAACUACAUGUGAUCAUACUCUGUGUUUCCUAAGUAAAAUAUGGAAAUGCACUCGCAAAUUGAUUAUUGCCGGUCAUAAUACAACUGCUUGGCUGUCAGAUGAAUGGUCUGAGAACUGCAAAUCUUCUGUUGGUCUCUCAGUACUUUCGUCAAACAUUACUGCUUCAGGCUCAUAACGUGGAGUCUGUGGCAUACAUUUUAUCCUCUCACCCUUUGAGCUAAUCAGAUAUACCCAGGUCCAGUAUUCCCUCGAAAUUAUGGAAGAGAACAUCAUUUGAACUGGAUCACCGGUACAUCCUCACUCCCUUCUGUCACUGAGCUCUCAUCUUCUCUUAGGUCUCUCCAGGCAAUUAUACCUCAUGCCCAUCAACUCUGUUGGGGGAGUCCCAAGCCUGAUCUCAACCCACAGAAGCAAGGAAUGCAUGUGUUUCAUUCUGUCAGUCUCCAUCUGAGUCUACUUUUGCUGGGAAUAUAUCUAAAGCCUUUUCAUGGCUUGGACUGAAUGUUUUCAACCGUGUCUGCAAAUCUCUCAGUGAGCAAAUGGAGGUUCACUGCUAUCUGGAAACAAUUGGUGUAAAUAUUUUAUAGGAUUCCCACCUGUGUGGGAAUCCUCAUCCCCAGUCUUUCUCACUGGACGAGAGACAACAUCAGUAAACUGCAUAAGUUGACUUAUCCAACUUACUCUUAUAAAAAUAACGGGUGCAUAUGAUGAUGGCAUCAGCCCAAUAAAUUAAGAAGGGGAAUUCUACUUGUCAAAAUUUCACUCAAUGGGCGCCCUUUACCUUGGAGAGUGAACGACAGUCUUUUAUACGGAUCUUUUAGUAUAUAAUUAAUUUAACUGUGUUACAGUUGGUUGAUUUACUGGAACAUUGGUCACUAGAUAGGCGUAUGUGCAAUACUCGGUGUGGUUGACUAUGUGAACAUCUCGUUUGUUAUUUAUUUCUUGACAGAGUGGAAAUGAAGAAGACGAGCCAGUUCCCGAAUACACGCCUGCUGGCCGGGCCUUCAAGGCAAAAUUGUAUGUCUACUAGAUCUUCAGUUUCUUCAUGUACUUGGUUUAGAUUACCACUGACCGGCCUCUUCAAUGACAGUGCAAAGCUCCGAGCAAGACAGAAGGAGCGGCUCGCCCUGAGGCGUACUGCAGAGGUUCCAUGUUCGACUGAGACCCUCAGUGGAGUUGAUGUGCCGCCGCAAUUAGUCCCACCUCCCAAUGAAGGGGAUGCUACCCUAAUCGCCAGCAGGCCUGGGGAAGCUGUCGUGGACCAGAUACCGUCCUGUGAUUUGGGAGAAAACAAAACAGCUCAGCCAUCUGAAGCUCUUCAUGGUAGGAAUUCUGUGAAGUUGGGCAAAACCCUGAAGCAUGGGCACAGAAGAUUUCACAGCAGUCAUGUGGAUCCUUCUGCGAAGCCUCUUGAGAUGUUUGCCCCAGAAAAUUAUUCUUCAAGCUCCAAUUUCCCUAAUGCGGUCACUAACAAUGAUCACUUGCCUGUCCUGGGAUUAUGUGCUCCAAAUGCGCAUAAACUAGAGUCAAUGUCUCAGAACUUCCACACUUUUCUCAGCAUACCCGUGCCCAAUUUUGAAGAAAGAAGAUCAAGCAUGGGUCCCCCUGAAUUUCCAUUUCCAUCUCUCAAAGAUCGACCGAUUCCCGUGGACACCUCUAUGUUGCCAGACAUGUUUCCAGACACUAUCAAUCGCCAUCUGAAGAGUAUUGCCUCUGGAAGCUACUUCCCCUUCAACCCUGUACUCUCCUCUAAACACUCCCUCGUUUUUAUGGCAAAACCGCUUGUUCUAUGCAUCUAAUAAUGAGAUUUUUUUUUUUUUUCUGCAAUGCCCUCCUCUGGCUUCUCAGGGAAAAGCUUCUGCAGAACACAAGGGCGAAGCAGGCUCUUCUGUCUCUUCAUUUCAAGAAAAAAUCAUGCUUUCUGGCUUAUCGCUUCAGGAUGAAAUGCUCCCCAAGUUCCCAUUUCCUCAUCUGCUCGGAUCCAAGUCACUCUCAGACAUACUGCCAAGCCUGUCCUUGGACAUGAAAGCAGAGAACCUGGCUACGCCAUUGCAAGAUCCCCCCAGCCUUCCGGCCGUGCCAAGUUUCAGUCAGCAUCUGGGUGAGAACCCACGACAGAAGCAAGUAGGAGACCUGCCUCCUACACUGGCUCUCGGGCAGAUGCUGCCGCCCCUCUCCUCAUUGCCGGAGAACCACAGAAAAGUGCUGGACAAUAUCAUGAUGAGGACGGGAUCUGCAAGUGGCAAGGUUUCCAAGAAGAGGCUGAAGGUGGAGUCGUGGACGGAAGAUGAGCUUGAUGCCCUCUGGAUUGGUGUCCGCCGGCACGGGCGGGGCAACUGGGAGACCAUGCUGAGGGACCCAAAGCUGAAAUUCUCCAAGCACAGACUGCCCGAAGACUUAUCGUCAAGGUGGGCAGAGGAGCAGGUCAAGAUUUUGGAUGGGCCCUCCCACCCCACGUCGAAAUCUUCUAGCUCUGCAUUUCCGUCCAUCUCCGAUGGGAUGAUGACGCGGGCGCUGCUGGGGAGCAGAUUCGCAGGCACUGGUGCAGAGCCGCCCAAAUUCCACUCCCACUUGACAGACAUUCGGCUGGGCUGCGGCGAUCUAAUAGCUAACCUGCCCAGCAGUGAGCAUGCGGAGAAUCUCGGGCCGUCGGGUUCCAAGAACUCUUCUUUUCCGCCAUGGCCCCCAGAGAAGAUCAUGUCCAAGUUUCCUGCUGAUUUUGCUGCCGGCCCAUCUGACAGACUCAGCAGCGCGGGUCUGCCUUUCUCUGGUAGUAGCCUGAGCUCUCUGGGCUUGAAGGGCUCAGGUAGCUCCGAUCCACGGCAAAGCGAAGAGGGUCGGAGUUCGAGUAGACACUGGAGGCUGCCGAAUCCGCUGGACAGUGCUCUGAACAUGCUGCAGGAGAUCAGGGGUGGUGAAGAAUCCAACCCAGGAGGAGGGUCCUCUUCUGAACCUGAUAAAAACCCAGGCAAGUCAAAUGA